AUGGCAGCAGCAAUGGCAUAUUGCACAAAUAGUGCUUUCUAUCAGCAUUCAUUCACUAAAGCAAGAACACAGUUUACACCAGUUCCUCGUCGAGCAACUUUAUCACCAUCAGCAUCUGCUGGUUCUACUGUUUCAAUACCACAUAUUGAACAACCAUCCAUUACAAAAACAAUAAAAAGUGAUGAAAAUAACAAUAGCCAUCAAAUUGAGACUACAGAUAUAGCAAAUAUCAAUGAUAUUCUUGAUGUUACAAGUGAUGAUGAUGUCGAUGGCAUUGGCGACGACAAUCAAUUAGUGAAUGAUAUUGAUGAAGAACAAUUUCUAGCAUUUGUUGGUCUUCGUCGUAAGACUAAGAAGCCAAUUGUACGUAAACUGAAUUUAAGAUCAUUAACAAAACGAUUGGCAUGUCCAGUAUGUCUACUUCCACUACCAAAAUAUAGUGAACGUGUUCGACAAGCUUUAUAUAUUCGACUACCAUUCUUAAAAUUUUUAACAAUUACAUGUGAUAUUGAAAGUUUUUGUUCAACGGAUGAAAAUGCAAAAGCUCAAAGUCUUCUACCACGUUCAGCAACACAAACACGUGCUUUGUCAGCAUUAAAUCGAAGUAAAAGAAAACAGAAAUCGCCAAAAAAAGGUAAAUAUAAAAUAAAUGAACAUUUCCACACAGUGAAAUUUUAA
Rotaria sp. Silwood2 is the source of this 678-nucleotide messenger RNA. NCBI's taxonomy places the organism in Eukaryota, Metazoa, Rotifera, Eurotatoria, Philodinida, Philodinidae. The record is from the annotation of a GenBank genome assembly.